UUCCCCCGCCCCCCCCCCCCCACCGGGCGCGCCGGCGAGACCUCUUUUCGGUGUCCGGGAACCAAGCAGAGGCCGGGAAGGCCGGUCCCGUGCCGCUGGUCGCAGGGCUUCCUGCUCCGAAGUGGGAAAAUGUGCUGCGACAAGUGGAGCCGCGUGGCCGAAAUGUUUCUCUUCGUUGAAGACCUGGAGGAGGAUUGUAAGAUCCUUUGCCUGUGCUCCAGGGCGUUUGUGGAAGAUCGAAAAUUGUGCAAUUUGGGAUUAAAAGGCUACUAUGUCAAAGGCAAUGGUGACAAUGCAGGAGACCAAGCAACAGAAGAGGAGGAAGGUGGCACGGCAGAGUUACAUGACAGCAAAGGCUUAGGCUUAGAUGAAAGUGAACUUGAUUCUGAGGCUGAACUCAUGAGAAGUAUGGGACUACCACUCCAGUUUGGUGGUGUAUCUGCACAUAAGACUUUUGAGGUGUCUAUGAAUACUAGAAAUAAAGUUAAAGUCAAAAAGAAAAAGAAAAAACAGCAAAAGAAGUACUUACAUGAAAUUAUGAGAGAAUCUUGGAGACAAGAAUAUGAAGAAGAUGACAUUUUGGCUUCAGAUGAUCCGUCUUCAGUUGAACGGUAUGAGAACACCAAAACAUGUGAACUUCAAACCAAAAAGGACAUUGAAACUGAAAAUCUUCCUGUUGAAAAUACAUUAUGCCCAAAGCUAGAAAUUACGGAGAAGUGGGAAAAGUAUUGGAAUGAAUAUGGCGGAGGGCUCUUAUGGCAAAGCUGGCAAGAGAAACAUCCAGGUCAGACACUGUGUCCUGAACCUUGGAACAUUCCUGAUACAAAGGAGGAAUGGGAACAACAUUAUAGUCAACUCUAUUGGUAUUAUUUGGAACAAUUUCAGUAUUGGGAAGCUCAGGGUUGGACUUUUGAUGCCCCAGAAACCUGUGAUACAGAUGCUUGUGGGCCUAAAAUAGAAGUUGACGACGAGAAAGAUGAAAAUUGCAUAAAAGCAGACUUAACGUCUUUUCCAUCUUCAUCUAUUACCAUUGAUAGUGAAAGCUCUAGUUCAGGUGAUAAAGAGCAUAAUGAAAUACUUGAUGGAGUUAGUAACUUAAGUCUGAAUUCAGAGGAAGUGGAACAGAGCCGGUUAGAUUCUACAGUAAGUUACGAUGGAUGUCAGUUGCUAAGUGAAGUCGGCAGCAGCAGAGAAUGCCCUGCCACUGGCCAAAGUGAACCAUGUCACGGAGGAGCCAAGGACAGCAACGUGUCUGGGAACAGAAGCGCAAACCAACCAGCUCAGGAUUCACAGGACUCUUCCGAAGCAAACGCAAUCAGAGAAAGACCACACUCCAACAGUAUUGAUGGAGACGAGAGUGAAGAAGAUCCACCUGAACGUAAGCCAAGCAAACUCAAGAGGAGCCACGAGCUGGACAUCGAUGAAAACCCAGAUUCAGACUUUGAUGACAAUGGUUCCCUUCUGGGAUUCAAGCAUGGCUCAGGACAAAAAUACGGUGGAAUUUCAAAUUUCAGUCAUCGGCGGGUCAGAUACUUGCAGAAGAAUGUGAAGUAUAAGUCAAAGUUCCUGGACAUGAGAAGACAAAUAAAUAUGAAAAACAAACACAUCUUCUUUACUGAAGAGUCAGAUAAAACAUUUUUCAAGAAAAGCAAAGCUUUGACUAAGGUAGAAAAAUUUCUAAAAUGGGUGAAUGAACCAAUGGAUGAGGAAGCAUCACAGGAGUCAGUUUCUCAUGACAACGUGCAAGACACGUGCACAAGCAGUGAUUCAGAGGAGCAAGAAAUGUCUGUUAAAAAAGGCGAUGACCCACUUGAGACGAGCAAUCAAGAACCUGGAAAGUGUCACGCCGUGUCUUCAGCUGGUGAACUGGAAACAGAAAAAAAUGAAGGAGACAGCACAGUAACAGCUAUUACACAUCAGGAAGAUUGUGUUACUCAGAUUACACCAGAUUCUGUACAGGUCAACACUGAAACUGAAAGUAAAAAGAAGAAGAAGACAAAGAAAAACAGGAACAAAAAGGUAAUUGGCCUGCCUCCCGAGAUAGCUGCUGUUCCUGAGCUGGCAAAGUACUGGGCCCAGAGAUACAGGCUCUUCUCCCGUUUUGAUGAUGGGAUUAAAUUGGACAGAGAGGGCUGGUUUUCAGUGACCCCUGAGAAGAUUGCUGAACACAUUGCUGGCCGGGUCAGCCAGUCCUUCAAGUGUGACAUUGUAGUAGAUGCAUUUUGUGGAGUCGGAGGAAAUACCAUUCAGUUUGCCUUAACAGGAAAGAGAGUGAUUGCCAUUGAUAUUGAUCCUGUUAAGAUUGAUCUUGCUCGCAAUAAUGCAGAAGUUUAUGGAAUAGCAGACAAGAUAGAGUUCAUCUGUGGAGAUUUCCUCCUGCUGGCUUCUCACUUAAAGGCUGAUGUUGUGUUUCUUAGCCCCCCUUGGGGAGGACCAGACUACGCUACUGCAGAGACCUUUGACAUUAGGACCAUGAUGUCUCCAGAUGGCUUUGAAAUUUUCAGGCGUUCCCAGAAGAUCACUAAUAAUAUUGUUUAUUUCCUUCCAAGAAAUGCUGAUAUUGACCAGGUGGCAUCCUUAGCCGGGCCUGGAGGGCAAGUGGAAAUAGAACAAAACUUUCUUAAUAAUAAAUUGAAGACAAUCACUGCUUAUUUUGGGGACCUGAUUCGAAGAUCAGCCUCUGAAUCGUAACUGUGAAGGUGGUAUAAGGACAGACAAAUGGAUCGUGUGUGGUCAGAACAUUAUUCAGAUGAGACCCUUGAAUUUCUUUCUGCAUUCACUAAUGUCUUGUACCCACGAUCUUACAUCACCGUAUGACACAGGAGCUUACGGUAGAUUCAUGAAUAUUAAUGAGGUACUUGGACACCUUUGGGUAAUAUUAAUAACUGUGUGCAGUAUACAUGAGGAUAGUCAGUAUCUGAAAUGGAAAAGGUAGGCUUUCCCCUGUGCUUAAUGUCAGACAGUGUGUAUAUAUGUAUGUGUGUGUGUCUAUAUAUAUUUUUGAAUCGCACAUGUUUUGGUUUAACAUCUUUGUGUGUAAGUGGGUAUAAGAAACAAUCACCGUGUUUCUUCUAAUACAGCGAUAUAAAAAAACAGUGAAUGAGCUGUAGUCUGCCCAUUAGACCCCUGCUGAGAUAAAUAAUAUUAAGCCUUUAAGGGUAGAAACAUAAACAGUACAGAAGGGUAGAAAAUGAAAAGUAGAACUCUCCUACCCCUUCCCCUAUCCAUUAUUCAUUUAUCUAAAGAUAACGACAGCUAACAGUAUUUUAUAAUUCCUUUGGAAGACAGAAAAGGAAUUGCAGUAUACUUUAAUACACUUUUUUCCCUCUCAUUGAUGCACUGUUCAGUACUCCCCCCAUUUUUUACAUAACGUAUGUUUUUUUAAACUAUGUACAUUUCAUUAUCGUAUCUUGAAGACCUUUCCCAUAUCCUUACGUACAUGGAGCUCUACCUCAUUCCUUUUCAUGGCUAUCCUAUAUUCCAUCAUGUUGUAUUAAUUUAACUGGUCCCUGUUGAUGGACACCUGGACUGUUUUCAGUUUUUUGCAACUGUCAACUGUUGCAGGCGUCAUCAAGCAUUUUAGCUUUGUUAUCUUAUGUGUCAGAAAAAUAGUAUCUUAUUGUUUGUAUGUAUUCCUUAAUUAUGAAUGAGAUUUGAGCAUAUUUUCAUAUAUUUUGGUCUUAAUAGUUUUUCCCCUUUUAAACUUACUGUUCCUAUAUUUUAUCAGUUUUGGAGGGAUUGUUACUUUUUCUUAUUAAUAUACAUGACUUCUUCAUAAAUUAAAGAGCCCUUUGCCUUCAGUAGGAAUUGCAGAUAUGUUUUUCCAGUUUGUUAUUGGCCUUUGCUUGUUCUGUAGCUAUUUUGUUUUUGUUUUUGCCAUACAUGAGUUUUUAAUUUUUAUGUAGUCAGACCUAUCGGUCUUUUUCUUUGUUGCUUCUGGGUUUAUUUUUCUUAAAAGACAUUUUUCCAUUCCCAGAAAAUACAUACAUUGAUCUAAGCUUUUUUUUUUUUUCUAGAAUUUUACUGUGUUUGUGUCUUUGCUCCGUCUAGAAUUUGCUUUUUAACAUUCUCUGAUUUUAUAAAAUUAAUGUGUUUUAAAUUUCCAUUGCAAAAAUAAUAAGUAUAUUUUGUAAAAUGGGGUUUA
Messenger RNA from Panthera uncia (snow leopard), 4144 nucleotides. It is a transcript of the gene TGS1, whose product is annotated as trimethylguanosine synthase 1. Bases 130 to 2691 code for a protein of 853 amino acids. Gene Ontology annotation, biological process: 7-methylguanosine cap hypermethylation; 7-methylguanosine RNA capping. Lineage: Eukaryota; Metazoa; Chordata; Mammalia; Carnivora; Felidae. Gene Ontology annotation, cellular component: nucleus. The record is from RefSeq and is a predicted model, not a curated record. The transcript has 13 exons. Gene Ontology annotation, molecular function: RNA cap trimethylguanosine synthase activity.